Messenger RNA from Humulus lupulus (European hop), 1443 nucleotides. RefSeq lists its product as uncharacterized. NCBI's taxonomy places the organism in Eukaryota, Viridiplantae, Streptophyta, Magnoliopsida, Rosales, Cannabaceae. The transcript has 3 exons. The record is from RefSeq and is a predicted model, not a curated record. Bases 1 to 1443 code for a protein of 480 amino acids.
AUGGUGAGAACUCAUGGUGCUUCCUCUAAGAAGAUCCCUACUUCUCAAUCCCGAAAGGUGCCCUCUCCAUCGCCACCUCCAUCUGUCUCAACGGUGGCUCCAUCUGUUCCAGCACCUGCCCCAUCUGUUGGAAAGACUUACAAAUCCAAGGCACGCAAGAAGGUGUUCUCUCUCUCUCAUGAACACCCCAUGGUGUUUCCAGAUAUCUCAGCUGACAUUGUCGAUGUUGCACCACCAUCUGAAGUGGUGGUGCCCUCUCGAGCCAAAGACCCAUCUCCUCUUCCGAUUGAUUCUUCUCUGCCGGCUAGGGCAAAAUCAAAAUCUGUUUCAUCUUCUUCCAAAGCUGUUGCUGCUGCGUUGGUCAAAUUGCCCUUGAAGUCGAGCCAGUCCAAGAAAAAUUCUGUGACUCCCAAAAGGAAAUUGGGGUUGGACACGUCUUCUUCCCCCUUGACUGCUGCCAAGAAAAGAUUGAAGGCUCAUCCCCCAUCUCUGUCUUCCUCCGAAUCUGACCCUGAGGAAGAAAAGUCGGAAUCUGAAGCAACCCGUGAUACCACAUUGUCUGAUGAAAUGGUUCCUGACAAUGCAGAAUCAGAGGCUGAGUUUGAUGAGCCAGAAAAAGAAGACAUUGUCCCCUCUGAACAAGAAGUCGAAUCUGACUCAGAACCAAUUGCAACUCCUUUGUCAUCCAAGGCUAAAGGAAAGAGGCCAACUUCUGAUCAUUCACCUUCUCCUAAACGUUCAGUCAAGGAAUUCUAUGCCAAUCUUACUAAUGAAAUUAUAGAACCUAAAUCUUCUCUGUAUAAUAAAGUGUUUGUUAGGGGCCAUUGGUUCUCUUUUUCUCCUCAAGACAUUGCCCUUGCUUUGCAUCUUCCCCUUGAUGUCGAGGAUGAUGAUGAUGUUGCCUCUCUUGACAAGGAUACGGUUAUCACUGAAUUGGUAGGGCAAAAAAUGGUAUGGCCAUCUAAUACAGUCAUCUCGGUCUCUAAUCUCACCUACACUUAUGUUGUCCUCCAUAAGUUUGCCACAACGAAUUGGAAGCCCACUUCUCACACUGCCACUAUCUCUUUUGAUAUGGCUUCAUUUUUGUACAAGGUGGGGACCGGUCUUGGUAUAAAUUUGGCUUUGAAAAAAGAUCUCCAGCGUGAUCAAGAAGACUUGGUGGCUCCCACUACUGCUGCUUCCUACAAGGCCUCUGCUCCUCCUUCUAAAGCCACUGAUGUUCCAUCAACCAAGAAAGUCAAGCCCCAAUCUCUGAAGUUUUCCUCGGAUGACAUUCCUCAUGCGUCCUCCUCUGUUGCCACAGAUUCAGGACUUGUUGCAACAGAAAUAGCUGCUGUUAGAGCCUCUGUUGACUCUUUGGCUGCUCGAGUGAUGUCCAUUGAAGGACUGCAACGUUCUGUGUUGGAGGUUGUUCAAUCUCUGUCCAAAGAUCCAGUUGUUUAG